CUUCCUCUCGUCUCUAUCCGCUCUCUCCUCUCUGGAACUUUCUUGCUUGAGCUGUGAAAUUUGGGGAGAAACCCCCACAAAUAAGAAAAGAGAAUAGUUCUUCUUCGUCGUCGUCUUCUAUAAUUAUUCUUCGUCUGAUUGGGAAAUUCUCAGAUCUUGGCGAACAUGGGGAAUGCGGACUGGCUGGCCGAGGAUUUGAUCGAGUCGGAUCUCAAGGAACUCGGGAUCGCCGCGAAGAAGCUCGCCAACCAUGCCUUCAAGCUUGGCAGCGGCCUGGGCUUCGGCACCACCUUCCUCAAAUUCCUGGCCUCCAUAGCAGCAAUAUAUCUGUUGAUAUUAGACCGGACAAACUGGAGGACAAACAUGUUGACUGCACUUUUAGUUCCUUAUAUUUUCCUGAGCUUGCCGUCUGUGCUGUUUUCUUUAUUGAGAGGGGAAGUUGGUAAAUGGAUUGCAUUUAUUGCUGUUGUGCUGCGGCUCUUCUUUCCUCGGCACUUCCCAGACUGGUUGGAGAUGCCUGGAUCAUUGAUCCUUCUUCUCGUGGUUGCCCCGAGCCUCUUUGCCUCCACAAUCAGGAACAGUCUGAUUGGCGUUUUCAUAUGCUUAGCUAUUGGCUGCUACCUGCUUCAGGAGCACAUCCGUGCAUCGGGUGGCUUUAGAAAUUCAUUCACAAAGAGACAUGGCAUAUCAAAUACCGUAGGUAUCAUUCUUUUGUUGGUCUACCCCAUCUGGUCCUUGGUGCUUUAUUUUCUGUAGUAUCUUUGCAUUCCAGCUCUGGAUAUGCUGUCUUGUUUGCCAUCAACAGAAUAUUAAGUACACCGGAUUAGUGUGUAUUCGUUUGUUCAUAGAACUAAGAAAUCUGUUAGUGACUGGUGAUUUUGAGAUUGUGGGGUUUCUGUCAGAUGUUUUGUAAUGAACCAUCUUGAGUAUAGAAUAUUUAAUGUUGUUCAGAACCAUGCAUUUUGAGUAUA
Molecule: messenger RNA, 971 nt
Organism: Elaeis guineensis (African oil palm)
Lineage: Eukaryota; Viridiplantae; Streptophyta; Magnoliopsida; Arecales; Arecaceae
Product: cold-regulated 413 plasma membrane protein 2
Cellular component (GO): membrane
Source: RefSeq, a predicted model, not a curated record